This is a messenger RNA of Dendrobium catenatum, 2257 nucleotides long. Its product is annotated as pentatricopeptide repeat-containing protein At5g01110. The transcript has a single exon. Bases 75 to 2243 code for a protein of 722 amino acids. NCBI's taxonomy places the organism in Eukaryota, Viridiplantae, Streptophyta, Magnoliopsida, Asparagales, Orchidaceae. Gene Ontology annotation, molecular function: protein binding. The record is from RefSeq and is a predicted model, not a curated record.
UUAUGUAAACGCCACUAUGAAAUAAGAAAUAAGAUUGCAUUUAAUUCAUCAAGGCAAGAGAGUUUAGCUUGGACAUGGUGCAUCUUCUGCUUGCCGCGGCCAAAUACUCCCGCCUCUCUGUUCGCUUUUUGUACUCUACAGAGGCUCUAAUCUUCGCGAGAACCACUAGCCAUGGCGAAUCACCAACCCAACCUCCCACCUCCUCCUCCCUCUCUGACCAGAUCAUCUCGGACCUCCAACGCGGCAAAACCCCAAACAAUCUUCUUCCUCAUUCUUCAACUAAUCUAACCGCUUCCGUGAUCAUCGACGUCCUCUACAAAUGCAGCAGAGGAAUCUCUCUCCUUGGCCAAGAAUUCAUUCAUCUCCUUUUGAAAAAACCCAAUCUGAAGCUCUCAUCCGAGUCUCUCAGCGCCAUGAUCCACAUCUCAGUUCUAAACCGUCGCUCCGCCGACGCUCAAUCCCUUAUCCUCCGAAUGGUCCGUCGACGAGGCACCUCAAGAUCACAGAUUGUCGAUGAUCUUAUCUCCACUUACCACGGCUGUAACUCGAACCCGUCCGUUUUCGACCUUUUGAUCCGCACCUAUGUCCAGGCCAGAAAGCUGAGGGAGGCCACUGAGGUCUUCCGCGUUUUGAAGGAGAGGCGCGUUUUAGUCUCCGUCAAUGCCUGCAACAGCCUUCUUGCUGGAUUGGUGCGGGUGGAUUGGCUUGAUGUAGUGUGGGAAUUGUUUAGAGAAGUGGUUGAACUUGGAACCUGUUUGAAUGUAUACACACUGAACAUUAUAGUUAACGCUCUGUGCAAAGAGGGGAGGUUUGAAGAUUCUGAUGAAUUCAUGGAGGAAAUGGGGAAAAAAGGAAUUUUUCCAGAUCUUGUGACUUAUAACACAUUGAUUGAUGCACGCUCUCGCAGCGGGCAUCCAGAAGAAGCAUUAGUUCUGUUGGAUACAAUGAUUACUAAGGGGUUGAAACCUGAUAUUGUAACUUACAAUGCCGUUUUGAAAGGAUUUUGUAGAGAAGGAAAGUAUGAUAAGGCCAAUGAGCUGCGCUUUGAGAUGAUUGGAACUGGAUUGAUGCCAAACAUUACUACAUUUAACAUUUUGUUAGGAGCUUUAUGUAGGAAUGGAAAAAUACCGGAGGCGGUCGAGAUAUACCAGGAGAUUUCAAAUCAAGGUCUUGUUCCUGAUCUGGUAGCCUUUAGCCAUUUGAUUAGUUUGUUUACCAAGAAGGGAGAUAUCAAUUCAGCAUUGUACUAUUUUGAAGCUAUGAAGGCUGUUGGUUUGGUUCCAGAUACUGUUGUUUAUACAAUGCUUAUUGUUGGGUUUUGCAAGAUUGGUUUGAUGUCCAAUGCCCUACAGAUGUAUGAUGAAAUGCUAGAUCAUGGUUGUUUUCCAGAUUUGGUCACAUAUAAUGCAAUGUUGAAUGGAAUGUGCAAGGAAGGAAGACUUUCAGAUGCUAAUAUGCUUUUAAAGGAGAUAAUGGAAAGAAGGUUUGUUCCUGAUAACUACACUUUUACAAGUCUUAUCUAUGGAUAUUGCAGAACUGGAAGUAUGGAGGAAGCUUUUAAUUUGUUCAAUACAAUGCUGAGUAAAAAUGUUAAACCUGAUGUUGUAACUUAUAAUACCUUAAUUGGUGGUUUUUGCAAGGAAGGUGACAUGGAGAAAGCUUAUGAAGUAUGGGAUGGUAUGAUUAAUGUUGGAAUUAUACCAAAUUGCGUCACUUAUAGUAUACUAAUCGAUAGUUAUUGUAAUAAAGGGGAUGUUGUUAAGGCAUUUAAGCUGUGGGAUGAAAUGAUUAGAAGAGGAAUUUUGCCAAAUAUUGUGACUUACAACUCCAUUAUUAAAGGCUACUGCUGCACUGGCAACGUAUUGAAGGCUGAAGAGUUUUUGGUUGAGAUGAAAAGCAAUAAUAUAGUUCCAGACAGGAUAACAUACAACACUUUAGUUGUGGGGUUUGUAAAGGAAGAAAAGAUGGAGGAAGCUCUUUCCUUGGUAAAUAGAAUGGAAGCUGAAGGUGUCAAACCAGAUAUUUUCACUUACAAUGCACUCAUAAAUGGGUAUUGUGAGCUUGGUGAUUUUCAGGAAGCGCGCUGUAUCUUUAAGGAAAUAGCUGCUAGAAGAAUUCUGCCCAAUAAGUUUACUUACACAACUCUCAUAAAUGGAUAUGUUGCUGCUGAGAACUUGAAGGAAGCAUUCAGACUUCAUGAUGAAAUGUUACAGAGAGGUUUUAUACCAGAUGAUAAGUUCUAAGAUUUGUGUUUUGU